Bufo bufo (common toad) is the source of this 2359-nucleotide messenger RNA. It is a transcript of the gene SEC14L2, whose product is annotated as SEC14 like lipid binding 2. Bases 100 to 1332 code for a protein of 410 amino acids. NCBI's taxonomy places the organism in Eukaryota, Metazoa, Chordata, Amphibia, Anura, Bufonidae. The record is from RefSeq and is a predicted model, not a curated record. Gene Ontology annotation, cellular component: cytoplasm. The transcript is spliced from 12 exons.
ACCUGGGCUGCUCAUAUAAUCGGACAGGGAAGCCCAGGGACUGCGUGUGACAACGGGCACAGGCAGCAGCUGGCGGAAGAGGGCAGAGCAGGUGCCAGGAUGAGUGGAAGGGUCGGUGAUCUGAGUCCUAAGCAGGAGGAGGCCUUGGACAAGUUUCGUGAGAAUGUAAAAGACCUUUUGCCCCAGCUCCCUUCAUUCAGCCAGGAUGACCACUUUCUGCUGAGGUGGCUUCGAGCCCGAUGCUUUAACCUGCAGAAAUCAGAAAGUAUGCUUCGAAAGCAUGUGGAGUUUCGGAAGCACAUGGAUUCUGACAAUGUGCUGGAGAAGUGGCAGCCUCCAGAAGUAGUCCAAAAGUAUUUGUCAGGAGGGCUGUGUGGUUAUGACCAGGAAGGCAGCCCUAUCUGGUAUGAUGUUGUCGGGCCCUUGGACCCAAAGGGUUUGCUGUUCUCUGCUUCCAGGCAGGACCUCAUGAAGACCAAAAUGAGAGACUGUGAAAGAAUGCAUCUGGAAUGCCUUAAACAGGGUGAAAAGCUGGGCAGAAGGGUUGAAGAGGUGGUGAUGAUCUAUGAUGUUGAAGGUUUGGGACUAAAGCAUCUGUGGAAACCAGCUGUAGAUUUAUAUUGUGAGGUUUUACAAAUGUUUGAAGACAAUUAUCCUGAAGCUUUAAAGAGGCUGUUUGUGAUUAAAGCUCCCAAGCUUUUCCCAGUGGCAUAUAACCUUGUCAAACAUUUCUUGAGUGAAGACACAAGGAGGAAGAUCAUUGUGGUAGGAGACAACUGGAAAGAGGUUCUUCAGAAAUACAUUCCAGCAGAUCAACUCCCCAAAUACUAUGGAGGAACCCUUACAGACCCAGAUGGUGAUCCAAAAUGUAAAUCCAAGAUAAAUUAUGGAGGAGACAUCCCUAAAUCAUACUAUUUGCGAGACCAAGUGCAGCAGAAUUAUGAGCAAAGUGCAACUAUCAACAGGGGCUCCAGCCAUCAAACGGAGUACGAGAUUCUGUUCCCAGGAUGUGUACUAAGGUGGCAGUUCCAGUCGGAUGGCGGUGACAUUGGAUUUGGAGUUUACAGGAAGACAAAGGCAGGAGAGCGACAAAAAGCAGGAGACAUGAUUGAGGUGCUGCCAAGUGAAAGAUACAAUUCCCACAUGGUACCAGAAGAUGGCACCUUGACAUGCACUGAUCCGGGCGCAUAUGUGCUUCGCUUUGAUAAUACGUACAGCUACAUACAUGCCAAGAAAGUCAGUUUCACUGUAGAAGUCCUGCUGCCGGACCGAGGCUCCGAAGAGAAGAUCCAGAAACUAGAGGAAAAGUUGGAGACCAGUUGCAGCCUCUAAAAUAUACUGUGCAUACGGAAAGUCUUCAGACCCUUUCACUUUUUUUUAUUUUGUUAUGUUGCGGCCUUGUUUUUCGCAAUCAUUCUGCACUCAAUACCCCAUAAUGCUAAUUUAUUGAAAAGGAAAAACUAAUAAGUAUUCAGACCCUUUAUUGAAUUAGAUGAAGCACCUUUGGCAGCAGCUACAAUCUCCAAUCUUCUUGGGUACGAUGGUACAUGGUUUGAACACCUGGAUUUGGGGAUUUUCUGCUCUGCAGAUCCUCUCACGCUCUGUCAGAUUGGAUAGGGACCGUCUGUGGACAGCCAUUUUUAGGUCUCUCCAGAGAUGUUCGAUUGGGUUCAAGUCAGGGCUCUGGUUGGGCCCCUCAAGGACUUUCACAGAGUUGUCCCUAAGCCUCUCCUGUGUUGUCUUGGCUAUGUCCUUAGCGUCAUUGUCUUGUUAGAAGCUUAAUCUUCAGCCCAGUCUGAGGUCCAGAGCACUCUGGAUCAGAUUUUCCUAAAAAAUAUCUAUGUACUUUGUUCCAUUCAGCUUCUUCUCAGUUCUGACCAGUCGCCCUGUCCCAGCUGCUGAAAAACACCCCCACAGCAUGAUGCUGCUACCACUAUGCUUCACUGUAGGGAUGGUAUUGGGCAGUGUCUGGUUUCCGCCAAAGAUGACACUUAGAAUUGGUUUUAUCAGACCGCAGAAUGUGCUCUUAGGAAUUUUCAGUGCAGCAGAAAGUUUUGCAACCUUCUCCAGAUUACAUAAUCCUGUCUUAGGGCUCUACAGGCAGUUCUUUCCCCCCUCAGGUCUUGGAUAUUGCUCUGAUAUGCAUAGUCAGCUGUCAGACCUUAUAUUAGACAGGGCUGUGUCUUUCCAAAUUUUGUCCAAUCAACUGCAUUUACCACAGCUGGACUGCAAUCAAGGAGUAGAAACAUCUCAAAGAUAAUCAAGAGAAAUGGGAGGCCCCCAGAGCUAAAUUUCAUGUGUCAUAGCAAAGAAUCUGACUAAAAUUUCUAACAUUGUUUUCACUUUCUCAUUAAGGGGG